Messenger RNA from Mytilinidion resinicola, 2001 nucleotides. Its product is annotated as HET-domain-containing protein. Lineage: Eukaryota; Fungi; Ascomycota; Dothideomycetes; Mytilinidiales; Mytilinidiaceae. The coding region runs from base 1 to 2001 and encodes 666 amino acids. The transcript is spliced from 2 exons. The record is from RefSeq and is a predicted model, not a curated record.
AUGCUUUGCAAUGCCUGCUUGGAAAUUCUACGGAUAGUCCGCCGGCCGGGCGUCUAUGAAAGCAUCCCCCACCAGCCUUCCGUUGAUGCACUCUGCGCGUCAGCUCUCGGAGGAUGCCAGAUCUGCUGGCAGCUACGCAACAUUUUAAAGCACAGUGCUACGUCCGCAAACUAUAUAUCCGCUCUAAACCUUGGCGAUCACGUUACUGUUUGUAGCUCUGAUACAUCUUCCGCUCGCACAAAACACGCCUUUGAUCUUUCUUUCAACGUGCGUCGCUCUGAAUCCGUCAUUUUCAAUUUAGAGGUAUAUACAGUCAGCGACUACGUCCCCGAAACAUCAACGAAUUCAGCAUCUAGCUGGGCUCUUAUCGAGCGUUGGACAGCGAACUGUAUCCUCGAGCAUCCCAAAUGCAAGCAAUCAGGCCAAGCCACAUGGGUGCCGACUCGCCUCCUUGAUUUAGGACUACCAGACAGUAAUACGAAUCCACGGCUCAUAAUAUCGACUUCUGCACUGGAAGGGAUACCGUACGCUACACUCAGCCAUUGCUGGGGAAAAUCUGCCAUUCUACGACUUCUUGCGUCUAAUUUAAAAGACUUGUGUGAUGAGAUUCCUCUUCAAACUCUGCCUAAAACCUUCCGCGAUGCCAUUGCUGUCACUAAACGCGCUGGUAUCAGAUACCUCUGGAUCGAUAGCCUGGCAAUCAUCCAAAAUUCCGCUGCCGACUGGAAACGCGAAGCUGCCCUUAUGGGGAAAGUCUACAAGUACUCCCGCGUCAACAUCGCUGCCACUGGCGCCGUCGAUAGCACCGAGGGGUGCUUCUUUACGCGCGACCCUCGCCUGAUCCCGCCUUCACAAGUCACUAUCAAAUGGGACGAUUGGGACGGCAUCAUAGAGGAAACUUACACAGUCCUGCCUGGCCAAAAAAUCUGGCAAACACAACUCAAUGACGUUCCACUAAGCCGCCGCGCGUGGUUUCUGCAAGAGCGCCUCCUCUCCCCUCGCGUCGUGCACUUCACAAAGACUCAAAUAUUCUGGGAAUGUCACACCAUGAGCGCUUGCGAGAGUUUUCCGAUUGCUCUCCCGAAGACCCUCCGACACAAUCGUGUCAAUCAGCUGAAGAGCUUAGCUCUAGGCGCAACUGCAUCUGCGAUAUUGCCAGAAACAUUAUCGAAAGUGGUCAAUGGGGAGUUCAUAGGAAAGUUCAAGAUGGUCAAACCGCUUUAUGCGCACUGGAACUCACUCGUCGAACUGUAUUCGCUCGGUGGUCUGACGGUUCUUCGCGAUAAGCUUCCUGCGCUUUCGGGCGUAGCAGACGAGAUGCGUCACCUUUUGCUAGAGGAAGAUUAUGCUGCCGGUUUAUGGCGCAAAUCUCUACCUAGAAGUCUUCUUUGGAUACCGAAGAUUCACCCUGGUGAGAACAAAUGCUACCGGCCGCGUGAGUACCGCGCGCCGUCGUGGUCAUGGGCAAGUAUCGAAGGUCCGGUGUCAUUCGCAUGGUGCUCCAAGACCGUGUUUCCGUCUCAAUCGUAUGGGCUCGUAGCGGUUCUCCGAGUCUACGUCGACAUCACCAAAGGGCGUGAGACGGGCGAGGUCAGCGGUGGUUAUGUUCGGAUGAAUGUACCCGUAGUUGAUGCUACCUGGGACCUACAAGCUGAAACCGGAGUCUCAGGUCUUACUACAGUGACUAUUCGUGACCGUGUCGGACGGAACAGACAAUUCCUUCUACCGGAGUCGUCUGGAGAGGACGCCCUGCUCUUCGAUGAGGAUAUCGUGCAACGGCCCCCUCCGCGGGAGCUGGCAUUGGCAGCACUGUUCUAUACUACGGAUCAUCAGCAGGUAGAGGGCAAAGUGGCUACAGCCAAUAACUCUUGUCCAUACGGAUUAGUGCUGGAAAGCACGGAAAGUGGGAAGUAUCGCCGCAUAGGAGUCUUCCUGAGCAGCCAGGAUAGACUGCAGAGAGCCUUCAGGAAACUCACACCGCGGUGGGUCACAAUCAUCUAA